Molecule: messenger RNA, 2409 nt
Organism: Ictalurus punctatus (channel catfish)
Lineage: Eukaryota; Metazoa; Chordata; Actinopteri; Siluriformes; Ictaluridae
Gene: wipf1a
Product: WAS/WASL interacting protein family, member 1a
Exons: 8
Coding region: 262-2037 (591 amino acids)
Molecular function (GO): actin binding
Source: RefSeq, a predicted model, not a curated record
ACAGAAUGAAGGGGUGAGGAAAUGUGUCUGCUGUGGUAGAGUUCGUUUGCAUACCCCACUCUUUGUGUGAAGCCUUGCUUUCACAUAUACACACACACUUAGUAACAACACUGACUGAUUGGUCGGCUGCAUCAGAGACAGGAAGUGCAAUGAAACAGUGUGCACGACUGUGAUAUUGUACUUACUUCUCUACAACUUCAACUCGGGUGUGUGUGUGGAUAUUCAGAUACAACGUGAGUGAGUAAGCACACCGGACAGAAUAUGCCUGGUCCUCCACCCCCACCACCACCCCCUCCUCCAACCUUAGCUUUGGCAAACACUGAAAAACCAUCACUGUCCAGAUCCGAGCAACACGGGAGAAAUGCUUUACUCUCAGAUAUCAGCAAAGGCGCCCGACUGAAAAAAGCUGUCACCAAUGACCGCAGUGCUCCAGUAUUUGAUAAGCCCAAAGGGGGUGGGGCUUCUGGUGGAGGUAGUGGUGGUGGUUUAGGAGGCGGAGCUGCAGGUGGACUUGGGGGACUGUUCCAGGGUGGGAUGCCAAGACUAAAAUCUGCAGGAGGUGGCUCAGCGAGGCCACCUAUGCCACCCACCGGUGGGAGAUUCCCAGCACCAAGUGGUGGAACUCCUCCUCGUUUCCCGGACUCUCCUUCUGGGCGAUCGAACUUGAGCAGAGGCAGUGUUCCACCUGUGCCUUCCUCUACAUCUGCCUCUCCACGCAGUUCACAUCCUGGUGGCCCUCCGCCCAUACCGGGAAGUCGAUUCCCAAGCUCCCCUUCUACCCCACCAACAAUGCCAGGUCGGCGCCCCAGCAUUCCUGUAAACCCUGCUCCCCCUGGCCGCCAAACAUCUUUACCACCACCACCAGUUCCCUCUAGUACCCGUCCAUCUCCUAACGCAGUUUCCUCUGGAUCCUCGAAUGAUUUCCCCCCUCCACCACCACCAGUAGGAGGAAACAGGUCGUUUCCACCACCCCCCGUUCCCUCUAGUGCCCGUCCAUCUCCUAACACAUUUUCCUCUGGAUCCUCGAAUGAUUUCCCCCCUCCACCACCACCAGGAGGAAACAGGUCAUCGUUGCCACCACCCCCUGUUCCCUCUAGUGCCCGAUCAUCUCCUAACACAUUUUCCACUGGAUCCUCGAAUGAUUUCCCCCCUCCACCACCACCAGUAGGAGGAAACAGGUCAUCGUUUCCACCACCUCCUGUUCCCACAAGUGCCCGACCAAAUUUUUCCACAGGCAGCUCAGAUGAUUUUCCCCCUCCUCCUCCAUCCACAGGAGGACAUAGGGCAUCUUUUUCAUUACCCCCAGUUCCCCCUAGUAGCCACCCUCCACUUCCUACACCUCCUUCUGGGUCAGAUGAUUUUCCUCCUCCACCACCACCUGUUGGAGGAAGCAGAACAUCAUUUUCUAGUGAUGGGUAUCCACCACCACCCCCAUCAGGAAGUAAACCAGGACCGAGAUCUAUGGGUAGUGCCCCACCACCACUCCCUUCAGGAAGAGGAGACCUGCCACCACUGCCUCCUACACCAGCAAAGGAGCCAACCAGUACAACCUCUCAUAGAAAUUCUUUUAGUAACCCACCACCUGUCCCACGACCUGCGGGGUCUGCCCCACCACCACCUCCACCCAGUUCAAGACCACCACAAGCAGGAAAAGCCACAUCUAUACGAUCUAGUCCUCUUCCACCACCUCCUCCAGGGGACAGCCGAGGAGGUACUCCACCUGCACCUCCUCCUAAUCACCCUAUUGGUAACCGAGGAGCUGGCAGACCUCCCCCUCCUCCGGAUAGGCCUGGGGCAGGAGGGUUCCCUCCUCCCCCGCCCCCUUCCAUGGACAAUGGCUACCAGAGCUCACCUCAGAACAGCACAGAUGAAUGGGAAAUGAGGUUUCCCUUCCAUCAAAUUUCUGAGCUGCCCCCACCUGAGCCUUACAUUUCCAUCAGUAAGACGUACCCCAGCAAGGCUGGUAAGAAUGAUGGCAAAGCAGGAACAGUACAGAGGGAAAGAGGAGCUCCUCCACUGCCUCCAAUACCCAGAUAAAGAUAAACAAAAAUCAAUCAUGCCACCGUUGUAUUACUAUUAAUUUCUUAAGCACAGCCUCAAAUGUAUUUUUCUGAAUGUUGCAGAAUUUUUAAUUCCACAUGUGAGUGUGCACUCUCUCUCUCUCUCUCUCUCUCUCUCUCUCUCUCUCAUAUACACACACACACACACACACACAGACAAAUAGAUGUAUUAAACAUUAUGUAUGUAAUAUGUAAGUAUAUACAUUAAUAAUACUGAUCAUUCUGAUGUAGGCAUAUCGCAGUGCAAUGUAUUCAAAUUAUAUUUUGAAAGGUAGUUAUCUAUCUACAUUUCGUUUUGUUUCCUUUUUUAGUAUAUUGCAUUUUUAAUAAAGACAAAUAAAAACACAAA